This is a messenger RNA of Selaginella moellendorffii, 600 nucleotides long. Its product is annotated as thaumatin-like protein. The transcript has a single exon. Lineage: Eukaryota; Viridiplantae; Streptophyta; Lycopodiopsida; Selaginellales; Selaginellaceae. Bases 1 to 600 code for a protein of 199 amino acids. The record is from RefSeq and is a predicted model, not a curated record.
AUGGCAAGCUCUAAUGUGCUCCUAGCUGCUCUUGUUGCUUUAAGUCUUUGUUUUGCAGCAAUCCCAGUCGCAGCAGCCACUUCCUUCAACGUUGUCAAUCGCUGCGGGGGCUCGCUUAACAUCAUCGUCCGCGAGAACGCCGGAGGCCCCUCGAUUGGAACCUCCGGAUUCACUCUCUCCCCCGGCGCAUCUCGCCGACUAAGUCCUCCGAAUCGCUGGGCGGGAAACAUCGGCACUGGAACUCCUGGCCUCCUGGCCGAGUUCUCGAUCAACAGCAACAGCAACCUUGAUUUCUACGACAUCAGCGCCGUGGAUGGCUUCUUCAUCGGCACUGGGAUGAGCAUCACUGGAUCUGGCAGGGGUCUGACUUGCCGAGCGGAUGCUGGAACUUGUCCUCCCCAGAACAGGAAUGGGAAUACUUGCGCCAGUCCCAACAGGAACGAUCCAAACUCGCAGUACGCGCGGAACGUCCGUGCCUCAUGCCCGGAUGCUUAUAGCUGGUCUGGUGACGACACCAAGACUUUUGCUACUGGAACCGGAGGAACUUUCAGCAUUACGUUCUGCCCGUCAUCAAUCAAUCUCUUUGCAGCAAAUAAAUGA